Molecule: messenger RNA, 375 nt
Organism: Penicillium argentinense
Lineage: Eukaryota; Fungi; Ascomycota; Eurotiomycetes; Eurotiales; Aspergillaceae
Product: MICOS complex subunit Mic12 family protein
Exons: 2
Coding region: 1-375 (124 amino acids)
Biological process (GO): cristae formation
Cellular component (GO): mitochondrial crista junction; MICOS complex
Source: RefSeq, a predicted model, not a curated record
AUGGGCUUCUUCACGGGCUUUAUGAGUGGCUUCGCCCUCACUACUUCAGCCCUCUACAUCACCAUCACAAUCCACCGCACCAACCGCCUCGAACAGCGACGGCAGAUCCGCGACCAAGUGGACCAAAUCAACUGGCUCACCUCCUCUCUUGGCGCCUACGACCGUCGCAAUUUGCCCGAGGAAACUCGACGUCCACUCUCGGAGCGGCUGACGCACCAGGAUGAACCUGUCACCAUUAAGGGAGUUCUCAAGCACCGGUGGAACACGGAGGUUCAGAAGCUGGCUCGCAAGGCACAAGAGAGUACGUGGGAGGAUGUGCGAGAUGCCUCGGUUGAGGCGUGGAAGAGGGUUUCGCAGUACGUGAAGAAGGAGUAG